Messenger RNA from Dama dama (fallow deer), 2396 nucleotides. It is a transcript of the gene SEC62, whose product is annotated as SEC62 homolog, preprotein translocation factor. NCBI's taxonomy places the organism in Eukaryota, Metazoa, Chordata, Mammalia, Artiodactyla, Cervidae. The transcript has 8 exons. The record is from RefSeq and is a predicted model, not a curated record. Gene Ontology annotation, biological process: post-translational protein targeting to membrane, translocation. Bases 101 to 1300 code for a protein of 399 amino acids. Gene Ontology annotation, cellular component: endoplasmic reticulum; endoplasmic reticulum membrane.
AGCCGCCAGGUUACAUAACGGGUCCCGCGGCGCGCUCUCGCGAGGUUUCCACCGCCCCCGCCUCGGUCCACGUCAGAGGGAACCGGGCGGAGCGGCCAACAUGGCGGAACGCAGGCGACACAAGAAGCGGAUUCAGGAAGUUGGUGAACCAUCUAAAGAAGAGAAGGCUGUAGCCAAGUUUCUUCGAUUCAACUGUCCAACAAAGUCCACCAAUAUGAUGGGUCACCGGGUUGAUUAUUUUAUUGCUUCAAAAGCAGUGGAUUGCCUCUUGGAUUCAAAGUGGGCAAAGGCCAAGAAAGGAGAGGAAGCUUUAUUUACAACAAGGGAGUCUGUGGUUGACUACUGCAACAGGCUUUUAAAGAAGCAGUUUUUUCAUCGGGCACUAAAAGUAAUGAAAAUGAAGUAUGAGAAAGACAUAAAAAAAGAAAAAGAGAAAGGAAAAGCUGAAAGUGGAAAAGAAGAAGAUAAAAAGAGCAAGAAAGAAAAUCUAAAGGAUGAAAAGACAAAAAAGGAAAAAGAAAAAAAAAAAGAUGGUGAAAAGGAAGAAUCCAAAAAGGAGGAAACUCCUGGAACUCCCAAAAAGAAGGAAACCAAGAAAAAAUUCAAGCUUGAGCCCCAUGAUGAUCAAGUUUUUCUGGAUGGAAAUGAGGUAUUUGUGUGGAUCUAUGACCCAGUUCACUUUAAAACAUUUGUCAUGGGAUUAAUUCUUGUGAUUGCAGUGAUAGCAGCCACCCUCUUCCCUCUUUGGCCAGCAGAAAUGAGAGUAGGUGUUUAUUACCUCAGUGUGGGUGCAGGCUGUUUUGUAGCCAGCAUUCUUCUCCUUGCUGUUGCUCGUUGCAUUCUGUUUCUCAUCAUUUGGCUCAUAACUGGAGGAAGGCACCACUUUUGGUUCUUGCCAAAUCUGACUGCUGACGUGGGCUUCAUUGACUCCUUCAGACCUCUGUACACACAUGAAUACAAAGGACCAAAAGCAGACUUAAAGAAAGAUGAGAAAUCUGAAACCAAAAAGCAACAGAAGUCCGACAGUGAGGAAAAGUCAGACAGUGAGAAAAAGGAAGAUGAGGAGGGGAAAGUAGGACCAGGAAAUCAUGGAACAGAAGGCUCAGGUGGAGAACGGCAUUCAGACACAGACAGUGACAGGAGGGAAGAUGACCGAUCCCAACACAGUAGUGGAAACGGGAAUGAUUUCGAAAUGAUCACAAAAGAGGAACUGGAACAGCAAACAGAUGGGGAUUGUGAAGAGGAGGAGGAAGAAGACAAUGAUGGAGAAACAACUAAAUCUUCACAUGAAAAAUCAUAAUUGACUAAUUUGGGGACUAAAUAUGUGCAAGAGGUUGGAUUUUCUAUGUUGGCUGAUCAUCAUAAUGUACACAUGACAUUUGUAGCAUUCUUUAAAUCCAUUUACUGAAAUGGAUUUGACAUCUAAGCAGUUAUAUUCAGUCCUUCAUUUCAUAUAAUACUAUUAUUGGUACAGUCUAAAGCCAUUUAUAAAUUUUAUCUAUUUGAUAAUUUUACAGUAAAUAGGUCUCAUUUAUUUUGACAAUUAUCAAAGAUGCACUUUCCACAAUGACAUUUAGAUUAAUGGCAUUUUUGAUAGUUGUAUGGCUUUUUACUGUUAGGCUAAUCAGAAUAACUAAAAGGGAUAAAAAUAAACACCAGUAUUUCAGAUUAAGCAUAGUUUUGUAGCCAUUUCACAGUUUCUUUGAGAUGAAAUGCUUAAACUUAUUGUUCUUAUUAGUUUAGCUUUUGUUGAUUAUUAAAUUAUACCAGAAAACUUCUAAGAUUCUAAUUUAGCAGGGUUCAAAAACAUUUUGUGGAAACAAGCCAACUAGUAAUAAUGCAGCAACACUUUUAGUUUAGCUACAAAUUCUCCUUUUCCAACUUAGGAAAUCCAAACUGAUUUGUACGCCUGAUUCAGAGUAAGAUGGUCAUCUCCAACAGAGGGAGCAAGCAGAAUUGGCUGGAAGGUGAUGGUUCUUCCCAUUUCCUUGUCGUAAAGUAAAAUGUAUUCUGUACAUAAUUUACAAAUAAACAUUUUAUUUUAAUUGUUACUUAUUAUUUAGACAUUUUCUCAACACUUAAAUUUGUACCAUUUAAGGGUAUGUUUUUAGAGAGAUGGAAGUUUCAAUAACCCACAGAGCAUCUGUGAUCUUUCUACAGCAGCUUCAGUUUUGUGCCAACAUUCCAUGUAUUUGAAUAUGAGUUGAAACGAUCUUUAUUAAAUAAGAGCAGACUUAAAGUAGCUGUUUGUACACCUUAAUGUUCAUUUUGAUUUAUCUUAAGUCUCUACAUUCAGAAAUGGGGUACUAUAUUAUCAGACCAGGAGAACUGCUAUGAAAGAUAAUUUACUGUUCUAAAAUAUCAAUUAAAAAUAAAGAGCAUAAAAGAAAACAUAA